This is a messenger RNA of Klebsormidium nitens, 798 nucleotides long. Lineage: Eukaryota; Viridiplantae; Streptophyta; Klebsormidiophyceae; Klebsormidiales; Klebsormidiaceae. The record is from the annotation of a GenBank genome assembly.
AUGGUAGCGCGCAGGAGGCACGCGCCCGUCUCUCUGGUAGCCGGCUAUGAGGUGAUGGACGUUCCCCGUGAUGGAGACUGCUUCUUCUCGGCUGUCAUCGCUUCAGCGCACCUGUCGAUCGACGUGCCACACCUGAGGAAGAAAGCACAUGAGAUUGCGCUCAAUGCCGGGCUGGAUGAAGAGCUGCAGUUGGCGGUCCAGUUUGGCAAAGUGGAGCUCACAAAGCUCAGGAACAAUGGUCAUUACGUGGGCCUGAGGAAGCUGGAGACAGAGGAUCCUUCGCUGCUCAAAGAUAUCACCAACAGCGAGGUGAAGCCUCUGAAGGUGAAGCAGGACUCGUUGGAAGCACUCGUUGCGGACGCAAAAGCCUUCGCAGCAGAGGUGGGCGUGGAGCAGCCUCUGGUGAAGGAGGACCCUAUGGAAACCCUCGUAACAGACACAAAAGAGACAAACUGGGAACUGAAAAGCAGCCUCGUACAGGACUGGGCGAGUGCAGGUACCAAGGAAGCCUUGCUGCCGUACAGGUUGGCGGAUGGUCUCGUGUCUUUCGGUGUUGACGCUGCACUUCUGAUCGCUCAGAAGGCGAGCAUGGAGAAGCGAAUGACUGCUCUCGAAGCAGAGGUGAAGGAGCAGAAAGUCAUCGCGGCAAAUUGUCGCCGCCGCGCUGAGAGGGUCGAGGAGGAGAGCGUCGUGUUGCGCCAGAAGUUGGAAGCCUUCGAGGCGCGCGCGAGGAAGGACGCGUACCACCAUCAACGGUUGGCAGAAGAAGUAGCCCGCUAUCGAUCGCAGCGGGUUUGA